This is a messenger RNA of Oncorhynchus nerka (sockeye salmon), 5302 nucleotides long. RefSeq names its product ras association domain-containing protein 2-like. The transcript is spliced from 10 exons. The record is from RefSeq and is a predicted model, not a curated record. Gene Ontology annotation, biological process: positive regulation of protein kinase activity; regulation of non-canonical NF-kappaB signal transduction; signal transduction. Gene Ontology annotation, cellular component: cytoplasm; nucleus. Bases 422 to 1387 code for a protein of 321 amino acids. Lineage: Eukaryota; Metazoa; Chordata; Actinopteri; Salmoniformes; Salmonidae.
CACUUCCUUUAAACCAGCCCCUUCGACCGCCCCUUUCUCUCCCUGGUGCUCUCUCCAUCGCCUCUCCCCUACAAACACACAGAAGCCUUAGACUGAGGCCUUGGGUAACUCCCCUGGAUAACCAGCCACUGAAGUCUGAAGAGACAGGCUUAGUGCUGAACACUCUCUCUCCUCCACAGAAAGGAAAGAGUAGCUUCACCGGCUCAAGCCGAGCCAGCUUCAGGUCAACUGGACCCUGAGGACUAACAUAUCGUGUGUUUGUGCUACUGGUGUUAGUAGCCGAUCUCUCUGUCUCUUUCCUGGCCUGACAGGGUCACACAGCUCUCAGUACGCCCUCUCUCUCUGUCUCUCUCUCUCUCACUGUCUCUCUCUCUCUCUCUCUCUCUCUCUCUCUCUCCAGCUCCUCUCAUGCUGACUGAGAAUGGAUAACGUUCAGAACGGGGUUCAGAUCGGAGACAAAAAGUUCAUCAGCAAGGCAACAGUCCUGUCCCACCUCAAAACCUACAACCUCUAUUAUGAUGGACAGAACCUGCAGUUGAGACACAGAGAGGAGGAAGGGGAGCUGAUCGUGGAGGGUUUGUUGAAUAUCUCCUGGGGCCUGCGUCGACCUAUUAGAUUGCAGAUGCAGGACGAUCACGAGCGAAUCAGGCCUCCUCCCUCCUCUACCUCCUGGCACUCCGGCUGUGCCCUGGAUAAUCAGAGUAGCAAUGAAGGUACCCAGCAGAUCCCGCCCACCAUAGAAGUGACAGAGCACGAAAGCCAAUCAGAGGACACCAUUGUGAAGGAGGAUGAGGAAGAAGAGGAAUAUGAGAGCUCCGCCCAGCUGCUGAGGACGAAGAGCGAUGCAGGGGUUCUGAGACGGGGCCAGCGCCGGUCACCUAGUGACCAGAGAAGGUUACGACGACACCGCUUCUCCAUCAACGGACACUUCUACAAUCACAAGACUGCAGUCUUUACUCCAGCGUAUGGUUCAGUGACUAACGUGCGGAUCAACAGUUGUAUGACCACGCCUCAGGUGCUGCGAGUGCUACUUAACAAGUUUAAGAUUGAGAACAGCCCAGAUGACUUUGCGCUGUAUCUUGUACACACCAGCGGGGAGCGUGUGAAGCUGAAGCGCAGUGACUACCCCCUGGUGUUGCGUGUGCUUCAGGGUCCAUGUGAACAGGUCAGCAGAAUCUUCCUGAUGGAGCAGGACCUGGGAGAGGAAGUCACCUAUGACGUGGCACAGUAUAUUAAGUUUGAGAUGCCAGUGCUGCAGAGUUUCAUCACCAAGCUGAUGGAGGAAGAGGACCGGGAGGUGCAGAAACUCAGGAGCAGGUAUGCAUAUCUGCGGUGUAUCAUAGAGAAGCAGUUGCAUUGUCUUCCUGAGGGGACCACCUGUAUGUGACCUGGUUUAGGGAGGGACAACCACAUCUUCACAAAACCUUCCCAAGAUCUCGCAGACCUGUUCAGCUACCCCUCCUCACCCCUGACUCCGUCCCAAGCACAAAACAGGAGUGAUCAAGAACCAUCCAGAGGAGAGGCACCCAUUUCAACCUCGCCUUAUUAUCUUUCAAGACCUCCGUAGGGACAGUGUACACAAGACCUCCGUAGGGACAGUGUACACAAGACCUCCGUAGGGACAGUGUACACAAGACCUCCGUAGGGACAGUGUACACAAGACCUCCGUAGGGACAGUGUACACAAGACCUCCGUAGGGACAGUGUACACAAGACCUCCGUAGGGACAGUGUACACAAGACCUCCGUAGGGACAGUGUACACAAGACCUCCGUAGGGACAGUGUACACAAGACCUCCGUAGGGACAGUGUACACAAGACCUCCGUAGGGACAGUGUACACAAGACCUCCGUAGGGACAGUGUACACAAGACCUCCGUAGGGACAGUGUACACAUUGUGAAGCAUGCCACCCUCUUUCCUGAUUCCUGCUGUUUCUGUCCAUACCACUUACAGACAGUACAUGCCCACUGGGCACAUAAGUCUGUUCAGCUUCUAGUUUUGAUUUACUUCUGAUUGAGUUGUCAACUAAGGUGAAUUCAACUUGAAAUUUAAAAAAAAAAAUGAUAAGUGGUUGAAAAAAAUACUAAAUGCCCUUACAUUGAUUACUUUUUGCAAAUCCAGUUGGUUUUCCACUGUAAUUCAACCUCAUCAAGUUGAUUUGGGUUGAAAUGACGUGGAAACAACAUUGAUUCAAUCGGUUUUUGCCCAGUGGGUAUCCUCUUUUCCGUCCCAAUCCCUUUCUAACAUACCUGCCCCUCGGUAGUGUUAUCUGCAUAACUGUACCAUGUCAGCAAUAAUAAUGGUUUGUGGGGAAGGUAAAGGCUGGCACUUUUCAUAUGGGGGCCUGUAUGGAGCAUUGAGCCUGCCCCAUGUUCUAUCAUAUCACUCGGAUGCACAAGAAUUUAAAGCACAAAACUAGCUUUCUUAGUUCUUUUGAGCUAGACAGCACUCGAUCUCUCGCUCUCUUUCCCUCUAAUUUUCCUUUCAACAAUUUUGCCACCUGCAGAUAACUAAACUUGUCUCACCUUUUACAUCUCUCUCAAAACCAGAACAUACCUCAGACUCAGUGACAUCACACGCUAGAUGAGUUUCUCAGCCAGUCAGUGAGGGAGUUGAAUGACUCCUGUCCUGUGACAGUAUGUGAUGUUGAAACGUGCCUGUCCCCAGUGUGUUGCAGGACUCUCUUUAUGAUCAGCUCUAGUGAGUCUGUAACUGUAAUGUAACUUCAUGAUUGUCCACAGUUAAUCUGAAACCUCCACCUAACAUUUCUGUUACCUGUGUGUUAUGCCUCGAUCAGACCGUCAGCGUCAUUGCAUCAAUGCUGCGUAAGAAAUUCUGCAGUCAAACUUUUUUCAUUAUGUAAUCCGAUGUGUGAGAUGUGUGCAACAAACGUUCAUUCACCUUUUGCUACUAUUUCUGUCAAGUCUACUCAUACAAUUUGAUGCAUACGUUUGAUUUAUCCAACAUCUGCACCACACAGAACACAGAAACUGCCUCUGCAACACAAUGCUGCAAGGCAAACGCUGUGUUCCAUUGGAAAUGAAUGUACUUCUGGUGUACCAAAACGCAAUGACGCUGUCAGUCAGAACUGUUUUUUUCACCUUUAUUUAACUUGGCAACUCCGUUAAGAAUGUUAGCCUCGCUUGCUAGGGUUAUAAUCCCAUAGUGUGAUAUGACCUGUGUGUCUACAAACACCUGGAGACUGAAGCACAAAACAGAGAGAGGACCAGAGUUCCUUAAGAUUGUGACUUAUGUAGAUGAUGAAUCAACUACAAUAGCUCAAACGAGGGAAUGUUGUGUGUGUGUGUGCACGCAUAUCUAAAGCAGUACUUAGUUGCCUUGUAGAUCAAAUCAAAUCAAAUGUUAUUUGUCACAUACAUAUAUUGAUAUGUGUGUGUGUGUAUGACUGCAUACAGGACUUUGAGAUGUGGUACAUCAAUUCUGUUACACCUACACUACUGGUCAAAUGUUUUAGAACACCUACUUAUUCAAGGUUUUUUAAAUUUAUUUAUUUUUACUAUUUUCUAUAUUGUAGAAUAAUAUUUAAGACAUCAAUACUAUGAAAUAACACAUGGAAUCAUGUAGUAAAGAAUUGGAAUCAUGUAGUAACCAAAAAAGUGUUAAACAAAUCAAAAUAUAUUUUAGAUUUGAGAUUCUUCAAAUAGCCACCCUUUGCCUUGAUGACAGCUUUGCACACUCUUGGCAUUAUCUCAACCAGCUUCACCUGGAAUGCUUUUCCAACCGUCUUGAAGGAGUUCCCACAUAUGCUGAGCACUUGACUGCUUUUCUUUCACUCUGCGUUCCAACUCAUCCUAAACCAUCUCAAUUUGGUUGAGGUCGGGGGUUGUGGAGGCCAGGUCAUCUGAUGCAGCACUCCAUCACUCUCCUUCUUGGUAGAAUAGCCCUUACACAGUCUGGAGGUGUGUUGGGUCAUUGUUCUGUUGAAAAACAAAUUAUACUCCACUAAGCCCAAACCAGAUGGGAUGGCAUAUCGCUCUAAAAUGCUGUUGUAGCCAUACUGAUUAAAUGUGCCUUGAAUUCUAAAUAAAUCAGUGUCACCAUCAAAGCACCCCCACACAAUAACACCUCCUCCUCCAUGCUUUACUGUGGGAAAUACACGUGCGAGAUCAUGCGUUCACCCACACCGCAUCUCACAAGACAUGGCGGUUGAAACCAAAAAUCUCCCAUUUAGACACCAGACCAAAGGACAAAUUUCCACUGGUCUAAUGUCCGUUGCUCGUGUUUCUUAUUAUUAUUGUUGUCCUUUUAGUAGUGGUUUCUUUGCAGCAAUUCGACCAUGAAGGCCUGAUUCACACAGUCCCCUCUGAACAGUUGAUGUUGAGAUGUGUCUGUUACUUGAACUCUGUGAGGCAUUUAUUUGGGCUGUAAUUUCUGAGGCUGGUAACUAAUGAACUUAUCCUCUGCUACAGAGGUAACUCUGAGUCUUCCAUUCCUAUGGUGAUCCUCAUGAGUGCCAGUUUCAUCAUAGCGCUUGAUGGUUUUUGCAACUGCACUUGAAGAAACUUUCAAAGUUCUUGAAAUGUUCAGGUUUGACUGACCUUCAUGUCUUAAAGUAAUGAUGGACUGUCAUUUCUCUGUGCUUAUUUGAGCUGUUCUUGCCAUAAUAUGGAUUUGGUAUUUUACCAAAUAGGGCUCUCUUCUGUAUACCCCCCUACCUUGUCGCAACACAACUGAUUGGCUCAAACGCAUUAAGUUUUGAGCCAAUCAGAAAUUCCACAAAAUAACUUUAAGAAGGCACACCUGUUAAUUGAAAUGCAUUCCAGGUGACUACCUCAUGAAGCUGGUUGAGAGAAUGCCAACAGUGUGUAAAGCUGUCAUCAAGGCAAAGGGUGGCUAUUUGAAGAAUCUUGAAUAUAACAUUUUUUGAUUCAACACUUUUGGUUACUACAUGAUUCCAUGUGUAUUUCAUAGUUUUGAUGUCUUCACUAUUAUUAUACAAUGUAGAAAAUAGUCUAAAUAAAUAAAAAACCUUGAAUGAGUAGGUGUUCUAAAACUUUUGACCGGUAGUGGAAAUCUUCCCUCAGCUUUUAAAAGGUUGCUGUAUAUUGUUUGUGAGCGCUUGUGUGCGUGCAUGCAUAUAUGUUUGUCAUUUCAAUUUCUAUUGCUCUUUCAAGACUGACACAUUUAUUUCAUGAUAUUUUAGCUGUUGUAAUGUUGCAUUCUGACUGAGCGCUCCUUUUUUUGAGGACACCCUCUUCAAAGUCAAAGACAUGCCACUAUUUGGAAAUGGAGUAUUUUUACAAUAAUUGUUAUUAUUUAAUAAAGAGUUAUCUUGAAGCCGA